Nematostella vectensis (starlet sea anemone) is the source of this 862-nucleotide messenger RNA. RefSeq names its product interferon regulatory factor 2. Gene Ontology annotation, biological process: immune system process; regulation of transcription by RNA polymerase II. The transcript has 5 exons. NCBI's taxonomy places the organism in Eukaryota, Metazoa, Cnidaria, Anthozoa, Actiniaria, Edwardsiidae. Gene Ontology annotation, molecular function: RNA polymerase II cis-regulatory region sequence-specific DNA binding; DNA-binding transcription factor activity, RNA polymerase II-specific. Gene Ontology annotation, cellular component: nucleus. The coding region runs from base 121 to 783 and encodes 220 amino acids. The record is from RefSeq and is a predicted model, not a curated record.
ACUCGCAACGAAUUUACGAAUGAGUACAUUUGUACUCAAGAGAUUGCGGGGGAAUAUAGAACGAAACCAUCCAUACAAGCCACGUAAACUAUCACCAAGGCAACGCAGAUUCAUUUGAAAAUGAGUGUUAAGAACAUGAAGCGUCUGCCCAUGCGCAAAUGGCUGAUGCAAAAACUCGACAACGCGGCAUAUCCGGGGCUAAACUGGAUUGACAGGAGGCGUGGCUUAUUCCGCGUUGGCUGGAAACACGGAUCGCGACAGACUUACAAAGAAGAGCGCGACGCAUGCGUGUUUAGAGCCUGGGCCGAGUACACUGGACGGUAUAGACCAGGAGAUGUCCGAAAUCCGAGAAGAUGGAAGACGAACUUCCGGUGCGCGAUGAAUGCACUUCCGGAUAUUGAAGAGGUACCGGAGAAGAGUCGAAAGCAGGGCAAUGGGGCACGUAAGGUGUACAUGAUGAAGGACGAAGUGAGAAAAACCAUCAAUCAAAAGAAAGUAGAGAGAGUGGAGACUAAAGAACAUGUGGACGAUGAUGAUUGCCCGAGUGAUAGUGAAAUCGUUAAGAUCGUCGAUGAAAUAAGCGCAAUGAAUGAGGUCGCUGUUACUAGUCCUGUUGACGUGAUGUAUACGUGCGAUCUUGCGUCAUUGCAGGACCUGAAGCUAUUCUGUCCUAGUGAUCUAAAGCCUAUCUCGUGCAUGCUUGAUAAGGGUCUAUCAGCGGAUUCAUUUGCUUCUUUCUUCGCACCCUAUCUCGCCCAGAGCGAGGUUCAAAUCAAGUCGUGAGUGACAAGUAGCACGCCUCGAGCAGGGGACACAGUUACGCAUGAGGGUUGGAUGGAAUAACCUUGAACACAAGCGGCAU